AUGAAUGAGAAUGAUGAGAAUGGUCCGUCGACCCGAGUCACCCGGGCCAAGGCUGCCCUCACGAAGGGGGAUGCUCCAGCUGCCACGGCCGCCAAGAAGCCUCUUCAGAGCAAGAAGGCUGCCACCACUACAACCGUCAACGGAACUCAGCGACGACGCGCUGCUCUUGGCGAUGUGAGCAACGUUACCAAGGGUGAGGCUGGUGAAGUCAAGGAAGCAAAGAAGCCGGCAGCCACCAAGGUUGGCUUGACUUCGAAGGCUACUAUUCAACCAGGAGGUGUUCAGAAGCUCUCCCGCAGCAACACAUCACGAACUACCUUGGGGGCCAAGGAUGCCAACACAAAGAAGCCCCAGACCGAAGUUAAGCGUCCGGGAAGCGGGUCAGGAAUUGGCAGUACACAGAAGAAGCGAACUCAGAAGUCGAUACAAGAAAAGCCGUUGGCCGAUGAGCCCCCACGCAAGAAGCUCGAUGUCGCGGAGAAGCUCGCCGAAAAGGCUGCUCCUGCCCCGAAGCCCGCCCCAGUGAAGGAUGAGGUGUCAGUCCCUGCGGAACCAGAGAUUAUCAAGAAGCCAAUCGAAGAUGAGGUUGAAGACCUGGAUACGGAAGACUUGGACGAUCCUUUGAUGGCUGCUGAGUACGUCGUCGAAAUCUUUGAUUACCUGAAGGACCUCGAAAUGGAAACCAUGCCAAACCCUCAAUACAUUGAUCACCAACCGGACUUGGAAUGGAAGAUGCGUGGUAUCCUGGUUGACUGGCUCAUUGAGGUUCACACCCGCUUCCGCCUCCUCCCCGAGACUCUUUUCCUCGCCGUCAACAUCAUCGAUCGUUUCCUUUCUGCCGAGGUCGUUGCUCUGGAUCGUUUGCAAUUGGUCGGCGUGACUGCCAUGUUCAUUGCCUCCAAGUACGAAGAGGUUCUUUCGCCUCACGUCGCCAACUUCAGCCACGUCGCCGACGAGACCUUUACCGAUAAAGAAAUCUUGGAUGCUGAGCGUCAUGUCCUCGCUACCCUCGAGUACAACAUGAGUUUCCCUAACCCCAUGAACUUCUUGCGACGAAUCUCCAAGGCGGACAACUACGACAUUCAGGCCCGAACCCUUGGCAAAUAUCUUAUGGAAAUCAGCCUGCUGGAUCACCGAUUUAUGAGCUUCCCCCAGAGCCAUGUGUCUGCUGCGGCCAUGUACCUUGCCCGUCUCAUUCUGGGACGUGGGCCUUGGGAUGCCACUCUAGCUCAUUAUGCUGGAUACACUGAGGACGAGAUUGAACCUGUUUUCCGAUUGAUGGUCGAUUAUCUUCACGGCCCCGUUUUGCACGAAGCAUUCUUCAAGAAAUAUGCCAGCAAGAAGUUCCUAAAGGCCUCCAUCCUCACCCGCCAAUGGGCCAAAAAGUAUCACCACUUGUACAUCGACGGCUCCCUGUCGGAACCCUACAGCUAUAUCAAGGAUGGCCAAUAA
This is a messenger RNA of Aspergillus wentii DTO 134E9, 1452 nucleotides long. Its product is annotated as B-type cyclin nimE. Gene Ontology annotation, biological process: G2/M transition of mitotic cell cycle; regulation of cyclin-dependent protein serine/threonine kinase activity. Bases 1 to 1452 code for a protein of 483 amino acids. Lineage: Eukaryota; Fungi; Ascomycota; Eurotiomycetes; Eurotiales; Aspergillaceae. The transcript is spliced from 3 exons. The record is from RefSeq and is a predicted model, not a curated record. Gene Ontology annotation, molecular function: cyclin-dependent protein serine/threonine kinase regulator activity. Gene Ontology annotation, cellular component: nucleus; centrosome; cytoplasm.